Molecule: messenger RNA, 3834 nt
Organism: Dendronephthya gigantea
Lineage: Eukaryota; Metazoa; Cnidaria; Anthozoa; Malacalcyonacea; Nephtheidae
Product: coiled-coil domain-containing protein 14-like
Exons: 17
Coding region: 56-2281 (741 amino acids)
Biological process (GO): protein localization to centrosome
Cellular component (GO): centriolar satellite
Source: RefSeq, a predicted model, not a curated record
GCAUGAACACAUUUACUCAUGGUGACCAUUCCUGAAUAUGAAUUAAUAGAAUUUGAUGUGUCAGGAUAUCUGUGUGUUCUGCCAAUCAAUGGAGGAAGAUAGUGCUUGGCAUGAAACAAGGCCGUUUUCGCAAAUGUCGAGAGCUAAGAAAGAAAUAAUUGGCAAGCCGUCAAAGGCCUCGUUAAAGUCAAGAGGAUUGUCUACAAGCAACAAGAAAACUUCAAGGAAACAGUCAAUUGACACAGGAUAUUCACUGUAUUCAACUGACUCUGAAAAUGUGUCAGAAGUCAAUACUGGGCUUGAUAAAUGUGCUGAAUUAUUGACAAAUAUUUUAGAGAUAAAAUCAGCAAGGGCAAAAGAGAUGAAGAAAUCUGUGUCCCAUCAUGCAGAUAGACCACUCCAGCAACGACCAACAAUGCCAAGAAGCAGGAAAACAAAACCUGCUCCAACUAGUUUGAAGCUUGCUUCAACUAAUCAGAAACCAAAUAAAUCAAUUCACAUACCAACAGCAAAAAUACCAGGUUCUGUUCAAAAACCCAGGACUGCAUAUAAUGAAAGAGUUGUGGCAUCCACUCCAGUUCUUACUACAGAGCAACGCAAACACCUACAAGAUCUUCAAAAAAAAGAACAUGAUUUGCAACAGCAAAUACAACUUUUGCAGGAUGAGUAUAAUAAUUUGGAGGAACACAGCGUUGCUGAAAGAAGUCCUCCAUCAGGUAAACACGUUCAGGACGCCAUAUUCCACAGUAUUAACCGUGAACGUCAGGAGCCAAGUUCCUCCAGGAGAAGUUUAGAUUUUAGCAACCAUGCUGAAAAACCAUUUGUUGAAAAUCAGGUCCAAGUUGUAAAUGAAAGUUCAGCAACAGCUAGCGUUGAUGAUUCAGUGUCUUGCGAGAAACCUGCUGAACAUGAAAAAACAAGAAGAGUUCAGUUUGUUCCUGGAAUUACAACACCUCAUGAACCAAAGACUGACAGUAAAUUUCAAGAAUUGAAUUCUAAGACUAAGAUCGAAAAUGAAGUUGAAAUGACUAAUAAAUCUCCUUCGUAUCCUGAAGAUCAAAAUAUGACAACUAAUGGGAAAGUAAGCAAAGCUUACAAUCUUGGUAGUCAAAAGCAAGCGAGACCUCCUUCACCACAAAGGUAUUCAGACCACUUGAGAAUCCUCGCUUAUCUGUUUGGAGAAUUACGUGCAAUUUUAGCAUCAUCAGAUGAUAAAGAAGUCGACCGUCUCAUUAUUGAGAUUGAAAGCGAGAUUCGUUUGUUGACCUCGUACACAGUACACUCGCUACGCCCAUCACCGGGAGAGAAGGCAAUCAAGAAACAAUAUGAUAUCGAUACAGAAAUAGCUUUACAGCCAUUGAGAUCAGAGAACAGCGAUUUAAGAAGAAAGUUGCGUAUUGCGCAUCAAAAAUCAAAGGAUUUGGAGGAACAGUUGCAAAAAGGUGUAGGAAAGAGGAAGGAAGAUUUCGCAGAUUUUUCAGAUGAGAGCGUCAUUGAACACUUGCAUAAACAGCUGUUUCUAGAGAGAGAGAAUGUUAGACAAAUGAAACAUCGUAAUGAGCAAGCUGAAAAGAUCAUUGCACAGCAGAAAAAUGAAAAUUCCCAGCUUCAGGAUAUAAUAGCUGAAAAGGACGAAGAGUUGGAUACUAUGCAUGACGAACUGAGCUCAUAUAAGACUAAGUACUCCACAGGUUCGAGCGCUGACAGCCAUUCCAAACGUCAAAUUGAAUCAAUGGAACUCAAGAUUCGUGCAAAAAACAAAGAAGUUGAUUUAUUGAAGCUUGCGAUUGAACAACGCGAUGCCGAAAUUGAACGCCUAACUGAGUUAACCAGAGGAUUACAACAAUCAUUGACAAGGGUUCUGACAAACGUUCAAGAUCUUCAUCCAGAAGAUGUCACUCCAAAUGAUGUAUCCAUGCUCUCUGGGAUCGAUUCAUGGAGACCCACCACAAUGACCACAUUGGAGCCACCAAAAGCAAUGCCAAGUGUUGUUUCGACUGCGCCAAGAGUUCAUCUUCACCACCUUCAUGAAGCCAUUGCCCUCUCUGAAAAGGAGCUGGAUCUCGCGUCACUGCAAACUGGUAACCGUGAGUACGACAAUAUUUCAUCACCUGUUUCACGUAUGGAAAGUUCUAAAGAGAUCAUUGAUAGUGUUGUAAAUGACAAUGAUGAUGAUACAACUAUUUCUGUAUCAUCCACUGAUGAAUUUGUCUUCAAGCAAGAGCUUGCUAAUCUCGAUACGAUGAUUGCAAGACUUCAGGACAGCUUGCGCAAAAAAUAAGAUUUGGCAAAAGAAUUGCCAGAUCAUUCGUGGGAGAAUGAAAAAGGGCAGUUUGAAUAUUUAUGUACAUACAUACUGUACAAUCCGAAUCAUAUUAUGCACUAUAGUAGAAGGGGAAAUAAUAUCGACUGGGUCAAGAUUACCGGUGCCAGACUGCCAGCUAAAUUUUGUAAACUGCAGUAGAUAUCAUUUUGUAAACUGCAACAGAUAUAAUCUUCGAAGACAGAGGAGAGUUGCCUAGCACAAGAACUAGACUAUCCAGACACAAUUUGAUUCUAUAACUACGUUAAUUAUCUUCAUAUAUGCAUGAAAUUAUAAUUUUGAUUUACGAUGUAAUUGUACUUAGUGUUCCUGGCUUCAACUUGCAUGGAUUUCAAAAUUUAUGCAAGUCAGUGGUUAGAUUCUUGGAAGACAUAAAUAGUUUGUCUUCCAGGAACUGUAGCAGAUAACCUUUAAUUUCCCGGAAACGAUAAAGGGUUUCGGGGAACCCUGUUGUGUACAGUUUCGUAUUGCGACCACUUCCGCUUUCGGUUCAACGUUCUAAACAUACAAACUCGUAUUCGUUCGAUGUGUGUGAAGUCGAAGGCACGUCAAAUUCAUCAUGAGUAGCGAAUCUAACUUACAAUUGUUGUUGCAUGCUGGAGAAUUGGAAUAUAUCAUCGACAUUAUCAAGGCUUCGCGAGAUUCGAACAGGCAGGAGCGUUCCUUGUGUGUCGGUGGUUGUUUAUAUGGCUUAUGGCGAAACUCUUUGAAACAGCCAGUCAUUCAGUUUGUCACCGGUCCUGAUAAAAACCCUAGCAAAAAAGGCGAGGCCAGGAUAAAAGAGCUGUUUAAGAAUUCCUUUACUGAUAGGUGUGCACAAAUAAUCACGAAUGAUCAUCAGUUAUUGCAUCUUGGUUUCUGGUUCUAUGGCGAGCAAGAUGAGGAAAACAAAGCCAAAGAGAUCGCCCUUCGCAAUUUUAAUAAAAGCGUGCUGCUCCUUGUGUCCGAAGAUGGGCGCAAUUCUGGAAGCUGGUCAGGUCAAUACCACCUCAGGUUUAAAAACGCUGCUGAAGCUUCAAGUUUACUUUAUAGAGAAGAUGUUUUGGACGGGCAGAGUUCGUUUAGGGUGUAUGAAAGACUGACAAAUAAAAUCAAAGAUUCCAAAUUUAUUGCCCAUCCUGAACAACAAUUGGAAAGAAGCUAUCGUGACCCAAACACCAGAUGGGCGUUCCUUGAUAACUUACCUUCACGUGUGCAGGUUGAAGAAGCGGUAACCAGUGAAGAGCAAUGGUAUUCCACUGACGAAGGAAUGGCGCAUUUGCAGCGUUUGUUUCAGUAUUUUAAAGAAGAGGGUAUCACUCCUGACAUGUCAAGAGAUACCGCCACUCAAGAUAUGCAGUUUGGUUUCGAUGGCGGUUACAGCUUGGAUUUUCCAGCAAAAUUCCCUAAGAAAAUGCCAGAAUUUCAUAUUCCUGGUAGAGGAAAGCGUAGGCUCGACGACAUUAGGCCUAGAUCUGGUGAAGAUGUUUGCGCUGUUUUGGUGCGCUAUGUCGUCGGUUGUAUUAGGCAAC